Molecule: messenger RNA, 1071 nt
Organism: Endocarpon pusillum Z07020
Lineage: Eukaryota; Fungi; Ascomycota; Eurotiomycetes; Verrucariales; Verrucariaceae
Exons: 1
Coding region: 1-1071 (356 amino acids)
Molecular function (GO): hydrolase activity
Source: RefSeq, a predicted model, not a curated record
AUGAAUUCCCCAGACAGUGUUAUAAGCGGCAGUCAGAGCUCACCAAUCAAAUUAAAACAUAUCAAAGCGCAUCGAUCCAUCCCAACCGCAUCUCUUCAAACAUUGAUCAAGCCUCUCCGGACCCGUCUCGUACAGCCCGGAAAGCCGCUGCCAGCAGGCUCCCAGAAGCUAGAGGUUCCAAACUCCAUCCAAUCAGACCACGAAGUAAAAGAGUAUUGCAUUGAGAACGUCUGGAUCUACGACAUCUCCCUCAAGCAUGCAGCAGGGGAAUCCGCACCCACCAACACCAGGCGGGAUUCCAAGCAUCAUCGCCUCCUCUACUUCGCUGGCGGGUCCUUUCAAUCCCCACCAUCAAACAACCACUGGAAAUUCCUCUCCAAACUCGUAAAGGAGCUCCACCCAACCUACGUCAUCACAGUAGUCAGCUAUCCCCUGGCGCCCAACAGCCCCGCCCCAUCUUCCCUUCCUGUUCUCGAAACGCUCCUCCGGACCAUCCUGCAGCAAGCAGCCCAAGACUCCGUCCCAAUAACCCUAGCAGGUGAUUCCUCCGGUGGUAAUAUCGCCAUCUCCCUGGCCUUAAAAGCCGUCCCCUCCAUUAACCACCACCUCGAAGGUGCACAGAGCCAAACGCUCUCUUCUAUGGGAGAGGGGGGGACCCCACUCAGGAACGUACUCCUCAUCUCCCCCGUUCUGGAUAUGCGCUGCACCAACCCCCAGAUCUCAGAAGCUGACAAACACGACCCCGUCCUCUCCGCCUCAUACAUCGAAGACGUCGCAAAAACCUGGUCCGCAAACCUCCCGAGAGACGAUCCGGCCGUUUCGCCCCUCCUCGCGGACCUGACGCCGCUGAAGCGAGCGGGUGUGAAAGUGCACGGUGUGCUUGGCACAUUUGACGUGCUGGCUCCAGACGCGGAUUUGUUCCGUGAAAGGUUGGAGAGCGUGGGAGUGGAGGGGGAAUGGUUGGUGUGGGAGAAGCAGAUGCACUGUUUCCCUCUGGCUUGGCAUUAUGGGUUGGAGGAGAGCGUUAGGGGCGUGGAGUGGGUGGUGGAUGUGCUGAAGAGGAAUGCCUGA